Molecule: messenger RNA, 4436 nt
Organism: Falco peregrinus (peregrine falcon)
Lineage: Eukaryota; Metazoa; Chordata; Aves; Falconiformes; Falconidae
Product: transcription activator BRG1
Biological process (GO): positive regulation of transcription by RNA polymerase II
Cellular component (GO): nucleus
Molecular function (GO): ATP binding; transcription factor binding; ATP-dependent chromatin remodeler activity
Source: RefSeq, a predicted model, not a curated record
CCCAACAUGCCCCCCUCCCGGCCCCUCAGGAGUUCCCCCAGGAAUGCCCGGGCAGCCCCCCGGCGGCCCCCCCAAGCCCUGGCCGGAAGGGACCCAUGGCGAAUGCUGCAGCCCCCACUAGCACACCUCAGAAACUGAUUCCUCCCCAGCCCACCGGCCGGCCCUCGCCAGCCCCGCCGGCGGUGCCACCGGCGGCGUCGCCCGUUAUGCCGCCGCAGACGCAGUCCCCGGGGCAGCCGGCCCAGCCGGCCCCCAUGGUGCAGCUCCACCAGAAGCAGAACCGGAUCACGCCCAUCCAGAAACCCAGAGGGCUCGAUCCGGUGGAAAUCCUGCAGGAGAGGGAGUACAGGCUGCAAGCUCGCAUCGCUCACAGGAUCCAAGAGCUGGAAAACCUUCCCGGCUCCCUGGCCGGCGACCUGAGAACCAAAGCUACCAUUGAACUUAAAGCACUGCGGCUGCUUAAUUUCCAGCGCCAGCUGCGUCAGGAAGUGGUGGUGUGCAUGCGGCGGGACACGGCCUUGGAGACGGCCCUCAACGCCAAGGCGUACAAGCGCAGCAAGCGGCAGUCGCUGCGCGAGGCUCGCAUCACCGAGAAGCUGGAGAAGCAGCAGAAGAUCGAGCAGGAACGCAAACGCAGGCAGAAGCACCAGGAAUACCUCAACAGCAUCCUCCAGCACGCUAAGGAUUUCAAGGAGUACCACCGCUCCGUCACGGGCAAGAUCCAAAAGCUGACCAAGGCGGUGGCUACCUACCACGCCAACACGGAGCGCGAGCAGAAGAAGGAAAACGAGAGGAUUGAGAAGGAGCGGAUGCGCCGUCUGAUGGCUGAGGAUGAGGAGGGGUACCGCAAGCUCAUCGAUCAGAAGAAGGACAAGCGCUUGGCCUACCUGCUGCAGCAGACGGACGAGUACGUAGCCAACCUGACGGAGCUGGUGCGGCAGCACAAGGCUGCGCAGGUGGCCAAGGAGAAGAAGAAGAAGAAGAAAAAGAAGAAGGCAGAGAACGUGGAAGGGCAGACGCCAGCGAUCGGACCAGAUGGCGAACCGCUGGAUGAGACCAGCCAAAUGAGCGAUCUCCCUGUCAAAGUGAUCCACGUGGAGAGCGGCAAGAUCCUGACCGGCACAGAUGCCCCCAAGGCCGGGCAGCUGGAGGCCUGGCUGGAGAUGAACCCUGGAUACGAAGUCGCUCCUCGAUCAGACAGUGAGGAGAGCGGGUCGGAGGAGGAGGAGGAGGAGGAGGAGGAGGAGCAGCCGGCACCGGCUCAGCCUGCCCUGCCUGUGGAGGAGAAAAAAAAAAUCCCGGAUCCAGACAGCGACGACGUCUCUGAAGUGGACGCCAGGCACAUUAUCGAGAACGCGAAGCAAGACGUGGAUGAUGAAUACGGCGUGUCCCAAGCGCUGGCGAGGGGCCUGCAGUCGUACUACGCCGUGGCCCACGCCGUCACCGAGCGGGUGGACAAGCAGUCCACGCUGAUGGUCAACGGGGUCCUCAAGCAGUACCAGAUCAAAGGUUUGGAGUGGCUGGUGUCCUUGUACAACAACAACCUGAACGGCAUCCUGGCCGACGAGAUGGGGCUGGGCAAAACCAUCCAGACCAUCGCGUUAAUCACAUACCUCAUGGAGCACAAGCGGAUCAAUGGCCCCUUCCUCAUUAUAGUACCUCUCUCAACCCUGUCGAAUUGGGCGUACGAGUUUGACAAGUGGGCUCCUUCCGUGGUGAAGGUCUCGUACAAGGGCUCUCCGGCAGCAAGACGGGCGUUCGUACCUCAGCUCCGAAGCGGGAAAUUCAACGUCUUGCUCACUACUUACGAAUAUAUCAUCAAAGACAAGCACAUCCUGGCCAAGAUCCGCUGGAAGUACAUGAUCGUGGACGAGGGCCACCGGAUGAAGAACCACCACUGCAAGCUCACCCAGGUCCUCAACACGCACUACGUGGCCCCGCGCCGCCUGCUGCUGACGGGCACCCCGCUGCAGAACAAGCUGCCCGAGCUCUGGGCGCUGCUCAAUUUCCUCCUGCCUACCAUUUUCAAGAGCUGCAGCACCUUCGAGCAGUGGUUUAACGCUCCUUUUGCCAUGACGGGCGAAAAGGUGGACCUGAACGAAGAAGAAACCAUCCUCAUCAUCCGGCGCCUGCACAAGGUGCUGCGCCCCUUCCUGCUGCGCAGGCUGAAGAAGGAGGUGGAAGCGCAGCUGCCCGAGAAGGUGGAAUACGUGAUCAAGUGCGACAUGUCAGCCCUGCAGCGGGUUCUCUACCGGCACAUGCAGGCCAAGGGCGUGCUGCUCACCGACGGCUCCGAGAAGGACAAAAAGGGUAAAGGCGGCACCAAGACCUUAAUGAACACGAUCAUGCAGCUGCGGAAGAUCUGUAACCACCCCUACAUGUUCCAGCACAUCGAGGAAUCCUUUUCCGAGCACUUGGGGUUCACGGGAGGCAUCGUGCAAGGCCUGGAUUUGUACCGUGCCUCGGGCAAAUUUGAGCUGCUGGACCGAAUCCUGCCCAAACUCCGAGCCACCAACCACAAGGUGCUGCUUUUCUGCCAGAUGACCUCCCUCAUGACCAUCAUGGAAGAUUAUUUUGCUUACCGUGGAUUCAAAUACCUCAGGCUGGACGGAACCACUAAAGCGGAGGACCGGGGCAUGUUGUUAAAGACUUUCAAUGAGCCAGGCUCCGAGUACUUCAUUUUUUUGCUGAGCACUCGGGCCGGCGGGCUGGGUCUGAACCUCCAGUCUGCCGAUACUGUGAUUAUCUUUGACAGCGACUGGAAUCCUCACCAGGACCUGCAGGCGCAAGACCGCGCGCACCGUAUCGGGCAGCAGAACGAAGUGCGCGUCCUCCGGCUCUGCACCGUCAACAGCGUGGAGGAGAAGAUCCUCGCCGCCGCUAAAUACAAGCUGAAUGUUGAUCAGAAGGUUAUCCAAGCCGGCAUGUUUGACCAGAAAUCGUCGAGCCACGAGCGAAGAGCCUUCCUCCAGGCGAUCCUGGAGCACGAGGAGCAGGACGAGGAAGAAGACGAAGUUCCCGACGACGAAACGGUUAACCAGAUGAUUGCGCGGCACGAAGAGGAGUUUGACCUUUUCAUGCGCAUGGACCUGGACCGCAGGCGGGAGGAGGCGCGGAACCCCAAGCGCAAACCGCGCCUGAUGGAGGAGGACGAGCUGCCCUCCUGGAUCAUCAAGGACGACGCCGAGGUGGAGAGGCUGACCUGCGAGGAGGAGGAGGAGAAGAUGUUUGGCCGGGGCUCGCGGCACCGCAAGGAGGUGGACUACAGCGACUCGCUGACGGAGAAGCAGUGGCUCAAGGCGAUCGAGGAGGGCACGCUGGAGGAGAUUGAGGAGGAAGUGCGGCAGAAAAAAUCCUCCCGCAAGCGUAAGCGUGACACGGAGGUGGGCGCCGCCACCCCCACCACCAGCACCCGCAGCCGCGAUAAGGACGAUGAUAGCAAAAAGCAGAAAAAGCGCGGCAGGCCGCCAGCGGAGAAACUCUCCCCCAACCCCCCCAACCUCACCAAAAAAAUGAAGAAGAUCGUGGACGCCGUCAUCAAGUACAAGGACAGCAGUGGACGGCAGCUCAGCGAGGUGUUCAUCCAGCUGCCCUCGCGCAAGGAGCUGCAGUACUACGAGCUCAUCCGCAAGCCCGUCGACUUCAAGAAAAUUAAGGAGCGCAUCCGUAACCACAAGUACCGGAGCCUGAACGACCUGGAGAAGGACGUGAUGCUGCUGUGCCAGAACGCCCAGACCUUCAACCUGGAGGGCUCGCUGAUCUACGAGGACUCCAUCGUCCUGCAGUCCGUCUUCACCAGCGUCAGGCAGAAAAUCGAGAAGGAGGAGGAGAGCGAGGGGGAGGACAGCGAGGAGGAGGAGGAGGGGGAGGAGGAAGGCUCCGAAUCCGAGUCUCGCUCGGUGAAGGUGAAGAUCAAGCUGGGGCGGAAGGAGAAGGCGCAGGAGCGGCUGAAGGGCCGUCGGCGCACCGGCCGCGGCUCCCGCGCCAAGCCCGUGGUCAGCGACGACGACAGCGAGGAGGAGCAGGAGGAGGAUCGCUCCGGCAGCGGCACGGAAGAAGACUAACCCAACAUUCCACGGUUGGGGGUCCUGGCCCCCCACCCUGUGCCCCCCCAGCUCUGGCCAUGCCGUAGUUCCAGCCUCGAGUACAGUGUCUAGAACCUUCCGUAUUUAUACCGGCCCGGCAUCCCCGGCCUCCGUCGUGGCACAAACCAGGGGGGUGGCCGGCAAAACCCCGGUGCCGUGCCGGCUCAUUCCUUCCAGCGGCGUUGCCUGGCCGUAAUUUUAUUUUAUUUUAAUUUUUUUUUAUUAUUAUUUUUUAAAACCACGUGGUGAUGCAUGCGCCUCGCCGGCCGCUCUGGUACCCGCCGGGGAGCGCGGUGCCUCCGCCUGUCGAUGUCACUGGAGUUCGAGCAGUAAUAAAUUAAACCGACGGGA